Sciurus carolinensis (gray squirrel) is the source of this 2259-nucleotide messenger RNA. It is a transcript of the gene Dars1, whose product is annotated as aspartyl-tRNA synthetase 1. Gene Ontology annotation, cellular component: cytoplasm; aminoacyl-tRNA synthetase multienzyme complex; cytosol. Gene Ontology annotation, biological process: aspartyl-tRNA aminoacylation. NCBI's taxonomy places the organism in Eukaryota, Metazoa, Chordata, Mammalia, Rodentia, Sciuridae. Gene Ontology annotation, molecular function: ATP binding; RNA binding; aspartate-tRNA ligase activity. The coding region runs from base 160 to 1665 and encodes 501 amino acids. The record is from RefSeq and is a predicted model, not a curated record. The transcript has 16 exons.
GAUCUUUCCAAAGCCGAACUUCAACGCGGAGUCCGAGCUCGUGUACCCAAGCAGGAGGGCCGGGAGGGCGGAGAUUGUGCGGGAGGGAGAAGCCUCGUGGCCUGCCCUUACAGACGCCUGCGAGGAAGGGUGGUGUCCACUCCCCGACUCAGUGUCCCGAUGCCCAGCGCCAACGCCAGUCGCAAGAGUCAGGAGAAGCCGCGGGAGAUCAUGGACGCGGCGGAAGAUUAUGCUAAAGAAAGAUAUGGAAUAUCUCCAAUGAUACAGUCACAGGAAAAACCAGAUCGAAUUUUGGUUUUGGUUAAAGACUUGACAGUACAAAAAGCUGAUGAAGUUGUUUGGGUACGUGCAAGAGUUCAUACGAGUAGAGCUAAAGGGAAGCAGUGCUUCUUAGUCCUACGUCAGCAGCAGUUUAAUGUCCAGGCUCUUGUGGCUGUGGGAGACCAUGCAAGCAAGCAGAUGGUUAAAUUUGCUGCCAACAUCAACAAGGAAAGCAUCGUAGAUAUAGAAGGCGUUGUGAGAAAAGUGAAUCAGAAAGUUGGAAGCUGUACACAGCAGGAUGUUGAAUUACAUGUUCAAAAGAUUUAUGUGGUCAGUUUGGCUGAACCCCGCCUGCCCCUGCAGCUGGAUGAUGCCAUUCGGCCUGAGGUGGAAGGAGAAGAGGAAGGAAGAGCUACUGUUAACCAAGAUACAAGAUUAGACAACAGAGUCAUCGAUCUCAGGACAUCAACUAGUCAGGCAGUCUUCCGUCUCCAGUCUGGCAUUUGCCAUCUCUUCCGAGAAACUUUAAUUAACAAAGGUUUUGUGGAAAUCCAGACUCCUAAAAUUAUUUCAGCUGCCAGUGAAGGAGGAGCCAAUGUAUUUACUGUGUCAUAUUUUAAAAAUAAUGCAUACCUUGCUCAGUCUCCACAACUGUAUAAGCAAAUGUGCAUUUGUGCUGAUUUUGAGAAGGUUUUCUGUAUUGGACCAGUUUUCAGAGCUGAAGACUCCAAUACCCACAGACAUCUAACUGAAUUUGUUGGUCUAGACAUUGAAAUGGCUUUUAAUUAUCAUUAUCAUGAAGUUGUAGAAGAAAUUGCUGACACCUUGGUACAAAUAUUCAAAGGACUUCAAGAAAGGUUUCAGACUGAAAUUCAAACGGUGAAUAAACAAUUCCCUUGUGAACCCUUCAAAUUUUUGGAGCCAACUUUGAGACUAGAAUACUGUGAAGCUUUAGCUAUGCUUAGAGAAGCUGGAGUUGAAAUGGGAGAUGAAGAAGAUCUGAGUACACCAAAUGAAAAACUAUUGGGUCGUUUGGUAAAGGAAAAGUAUGAUACAGAUUUUUAUAUUCUUGAUAAAUAUCCAUUGGCUGUAAGACCUUUCUAUACCAUGCCUGACCCAAGAAAUCCUAAACAGUCCAACUCUUAUGAUAUGUUCAUGAGAGGAGAAGAAAUAUUGUCUGGAGCUCAAAGAAUCCAUGAUCCUCAGCUGCUAACAGAGAGAGCCUUACAUCAUGGAAUUGAUUUGGAGAAAAUCAAAGCUUACAUUGAUUCCUUCCGUUUUGGAGCCCCUCCUCAUGCUGGUGGAGGCAUCGGAUUGGAACGAGUGACUAUGCUGUUUUUGGGAUUGCAUAAUGUGCGUCAGACCUCGAUGUUCCCUCGUGACCCCAAACGGCUCACUCCUUAAACCCACCAUGGUCCUUAUUCUUUCCAGGAAGUUACUAUCGAUCAGGUUGUACCUUAGGUACUUAAAAUAUGCAAUAGAAUAAUUGUCUUAUCUAAAGUGCCACAGUUGUUUUUUAAUUAAUUCAGUAUAGGUUAAUUUAGAAGACAAAAUUUUUAUAACUUUCAACAUUCUUUAGUAGGAAAUGCUUGAACAUUUUAAAAAGAAGUUCAUGCAAUUUAUUAAAAAUCAUAUUCCAUUAUUAAAUGUUAACUAGAGUUUUAAACAGUUAAGAUUGUGAACAUUUUUUUCUGUUCUAUAUUAUGGUGGCUACAGUAUUAACAUCUUAAAUUUUCAAUAUUCAAACUUACUUUUUUAACUUUGGACAUUAAGAUGAGAACAACUGGAGAAAUACCCAAGAUUUUAACAAGUAUCUAAUUGGCAUCUCAUGAAAAAUUAGAAAGUAUCAGAAUCUUAAAAGUUAUACCCAAAAAUCAUGUAAAGCAGGCAAAAGUACUAGCAAGAAAAUAAUAAAAAUAUUACUGUAUUAAAUUGUUAAAUUCUAAGCCUGAAUGUUCAAUAAAUUUUAAAGCUAAUUAAAGUUUGUCUUUGUGUAAC